Molecule: messenger RNA, 606 nt
Organism: Prosopis cineraria
Lineage: Eukaryota; Viridiplantae; Streptophyta; Magnoliopsida; Fabales; Fabaceae
Product: UPF0651 protein P31B10.02, mitochondrial
Exons: 1
Coding region: 14-448 (144 amino acids)
Source: RefSeq, a predicted model, not a curated record
AUCUUUAAUUUGUAUGUGUUGUUGGUCAACUCACGCCAAAUCUGGAAACUGUUCGCGUUUCGAUUGCUUAUUAAAGGCAGAAGAGAAUGUGGCGGCCAUGAGAGCCGGAGCCGGCGGCGGUCGUGCCCUUCGACGCGUCUCUUCCAAUUUCAUUGUCCUCCAUCAUCGGCUACGAGAUCCACGGCCUUUCUUUGCCCAACCCAUUUUCAACCCUAAAUUCAUGGCCCAAAAGGCAGAUUCCUUGCCGAUUCGGUCGGAAUUGGAGGCCGAUGGAAAGAAGGAUAAAGACUCCGUGAUGCCACCUAAAGAAGCUCCUCCGCCGCCGGAAAAGCCUCUGCCCGGUGAUUGUUGUGGCAGUGGAUGCGUCCGCUGUGUUUGGGAUGUGUACUACGAAGAGCUUGAAGAAUAUAAUAAGCUCUGUAAACAAAAUCAUACCCCUAAACCAUAGCAUUCUUGUACGAUUUCUGAUUGCUUGUUCAUCGACUGUGAUGACAGAUUUGUUAUAAUUUGCUGCGCCUUGUUUACAACUAUGAAAUGUAAUUGGCUUCAGUUAGGUCUCAAGACUCUAGUCCUUCUUAUCUAUGAUUCUAUUCACUUUUGUCCCAA